Pistacia vera is the source of this 455-nucleotide messenger RNA. Its product is annotated as 50S ribosomal protein L33-like. Gene Ontology annotation, molecular function: structural constituent of ribosome. The record is from RefSeq and is a predicted model, not a curated record. The transcript is spliced from 2 exons. Gene Ontology annotation, biological process: translation. NCBI's taxonomy places the organism in Eukaryota, Viridiplantae, Streptophyta, Magnoliopsida, Sapindales, Anacardiaceae. Gene Ontology annotation, cellular component: large ribosomal subunit; ribosome. The coding region runs from base 145 to 318 and encodes 57 amino acids.
AAGGCUAUUUCGGUCAUUAUGUUUAUUUCUUCGGGUUUACCUUAGGGUUUCUCUUUCGUUCUCUGCAUUGUCGUUUCGUUUCACUUCACAGUCUCACCAACACUCACUGAUCUCCAUUAGUAACUGUUGCGUGGAUUCAACAGGAUGGGUGACAAGAAGAAGUCUUUUAUGUUCGUCCGGCUUGUCUCAGCUGCUGGGACUGGAUUCUUCUAUGUCAAGAAGAAGAGUGCUAAGAAACUUUUGGAGAAGCUUGAGUUCCGAAAAUAUGACCCUCGGGUGAAUCGUCAUGUUCUGUUUACAGAGGCAAAAAUGAAGUGAGGCAACCCUUAUGAGUUAUGCUUUCUGUUAAUUUUUAUCUUUGAUUUACUAUACUGUUGUUUUCGUAGACAAUUCUUGACUUGAUUAAAUCUGAAAUAAAUAUUUUUGCUGUGGAUGGUUUUCUGCUUUGAUUAUUA